CCUGUUCUGACGUGGCCGCACUGUAAGAAUCCGCAGCAUGCUGACUUUGUUUUCUAAUGUCAUUGCAGAUCUCGUCAUUAGGGUGGCAAAGGAUAAAUUCGGAGCCAUACAAUCCGAGUACCAGAAGGUCAUUUAUUAUGAGAUCGGCUUUGUGGUGUGCACGGCACUGGGACUGCUGUUCACUUUGCUGCUGCCGCUGGUGGGGCUUCUCUUUUGUCUGUGCCGCUGCUGUGAUAACUGCGGAGGAGAAAUGCACCAGAGACAGCGGAAGAACGCGGACUGCCUUAGAGGACUGCUGACCACACUGUUACUCACCACCACCUUCAUUAUCACGGCAGGGGUCCUUUGUGCAUAUGCAGCCAAUCAGAACCUGAGUUCCCAACUGAAGAGCAUGAGGAGCCUGGUGAAGAGUAACUUGAAAGACCUGCACACCUUUGCCAAUCAGACUCCUGCUCAAAUUGAUUACCUGAUUUCUCAGUACGGCACAGUGAAGCACCAUGUGCUGUAUGACCUGGAUAAUGUAGGUCUGCUCUUGGGUGGAAGUAUACACGAGGAGCUGGGAAAAGACGUGCAGCCCGCUCUCAACGCGGCUCUCAGCAUGACUGGAACAAUGCGAGACACUAAGGAUGCUCUAGAGAUUGUGAGUUUGACGUUGGACACUUUGCAGGAAGGAACAGUCAAACUGCAGGCUAACCUCAGCCUGGUGCGUGGAAGUCUUAGCAGCGCCCUUAAUGAUCCUGUCUGCACAGAGAAACACUCAACUGAGAUUUGUCAAAACAUACAUAGCACCCUUCCCAGGCUAGACAUUGCAGCCAACUACUCAUCGUUGCCUGAUGUGACAAACCAGUUAGACAAAGUGAAUGAUGUUCUAAAGACGGAUCUCGGUCAGAUUGUGAAAAAGGGCUUUGCAUCCUUUAAUGACACUCCCACCUUGGUAAGAGAUCAAACCCGAAAUAUUGUGGAAGGGGUGAAGGUUCUGCUGGACGACAUUGGAUCAAACAUCACCAGUUUCACCAAGCUCUUCCCGGUUCAAAGCUCUGUGACCAACUUCUCCAAAAUGAUCUCUCACACACACUCACAGAUCGAGGACAUCUACCCUCAGGUCGAUCAGAUGGAUUUCUACAGGUGGAUCUGUUGUGUUACCCUGUGCUGUAUGGUUGUGCUCAUCCUCACCUUCAAUUUUCUGGGUUUGUUGUGUGGUAUUCUGGGAUUUGACAGGCACUCAACUCCAACCACACGUGGUUGUGUCUCUAACACAGGAGGCAAUCUGCUCAUGGCUGGUGUGGGCUUCAGCUUCCUGUUCUCCUGGGUGCUCAUGGGAGUGAUAACAGUACUGUUUUUGGUGGGUGGGAAUCUAGAAAAGCUUGUGUGUGAACCAUUUCAAACCCGACAACUGUUUAAGGUGUUAGAUACGCCCAACCUGGUCAACUCUGCUUGGAGAAACUUCAUACCAGGAUACCUGUACAAUGACCCUGAGAUGGACCUUACAGCAUAUUCUCUCUACAGUAAUUGUAAGGACAACAGAGGGAUUUACUCAGCUCUUCAUCUGGAUAAGAUCUUCAACAUCUCAGCCUUCUUUAACACUAGUGUUGUGAGUGGAUCAAGGCUUAGCUCAGGAGAACAAGCAAACUACAACUAA
Messenger RNA from Carassius auratus (goldfish), 1639 nucleotides. Its product is annotated as prominin-1-A-like. The record is from RefSeq and is a predicted model, not a curated record. NCBI's taxonomy places the organism in Eukaryota, Metazoa, Chordata, Actinopteri, Cypriniformes, Cyprinidae. Gene Ontology annotation, cellular component: apical plasma membrane; microvillus; prominosome. The transcript is spliced from 13 exons. Gene Ontology annotation, molecular function: cholesterol binding. Bases 38 to 1639 code for a protein of 533 amino acids.